Molecule: messenger RNA, 4684 nt
Organism: Oncorhynchus mykiss (rainbow trout)
Lineage: Eukaryota; Metazoa; Chordata; Actinopteri; Salmoniformes; Salmonidae
Product: MAP/microtubule affinity-regulating kinase 3
Biological process (GO): microtubule cytoskeleton organization; protein phosphorylation; intracellular signal transduction
Cellular component (GO): cytoplasm; plasma membrane
Molecular function (GO): ATP binding; tau-protein kinase activity
Source: RefSeq, a predicted model, not a curated record
GGGUGUUUAAUGUAUUGUGCAGCAGGUAGAUUUUUCUCUCCAGUAAUCACCCUAGCAACAACAAACAGCUCUGCCCCAACCGAAGCUCCAAUAAGCUUUAAAGCCAUGUCUUUCCUCACUUCCUCUCAACGCAUUGGGUUUGGUUUGGCACUCUCCAGUUAGCAGGCGGCCAUCUUGGAUAUAGCAAUCAAGAAAACUACCCUUACUUUUGGAAUGGGGAGGACUUUAACCGAACUUGGGUCUUUCGGGGUACCAGCACCGUCGGAAAACGGGGCAGCGCGCGUCGGAAGCUGAAAAUCAAUAGUAACCCAAGCCGCCAAAACUGGCUGCAAAUUCUGAGACAGGUUUUACGUUAACACCCCUUCCCCUCCCCUUUUUCCUUGACUAGACAUUCUGUGCAUUUGUAGAGAGCCCGUGAACUAUUGGAAUACAGUUUAUUCAGUUUUAGUUCCCUAAAAACGAAUUGGAACAUUUUGGAGCUCGGGGUUAUGGUUUGUUGUUGGACAACCUUUUGUGGGUUGUUGUGUUUUUCGCAAUCUGUCCCACCUCUGUACAGUAAUGCGGUUCGACAAUUUACCUAAUUAAUCUGUGGUCUAGACAUCUUCCAGCGUGUGUUUGCUGGAAUUUCGGCGUUGCGUUAAAUCCAUGUUCUUCAAUAGCAUUUGUAGACCUGCUUUCCUCCUGUUGGGCUAAGGUGCAACAAAAUAAAAAAGGAGACCCAGAACGCCGAACCACUUCGUGGAACAAGACAUUAACAUGUCAACCAGAACGCCACUACCUACUGUCAAUGAGCGUGAUACUGAAAAUCACACCUCGCACACCGAUGGGCGCAACGAGGUCACCACGCGGCCCGUCCGCUCAGGCGCCCGCUGCCGGAACUCCAUUGCCUCGUGCGCCGACGAGCAGCCACACAUCGGCAACUACCGGCUGCUCAAAACCAUCGGAAAGGGCAACUUUGCCAAGGUCAAGCUGGCGCGUCACAUCCUCACGGGCCGAGAGGUUGCCAUCAAAAUCAUCGACAAGACACAGCUGAAUCCUACCAGCCUUCAAAAGCUCUUCAGGGAAGUCCGAAUAAUGAAGAUUCUAAACCAUCCAAACAUUGUGAAACUGUUUGAGGUGAUAGAGACUGAGAAGACUCUCUACCUGGUGAUGGAAUAUGCCAGUGGAGGGGAGGUCUUUGACUACCUCGUAGCACAUGGGAGGAUGAAGGAGAAGGAGGCCAGGGCUAAAUUUAGACAGAUUGUGUCAGCUGUACAGUACUGCCAUCAGAAACACAUCGUACACAGAGACCUGAAGGCUGAGAACUUACUCCUGGACGCCGACAUGAACAUCAAGAUUGCCGACUUUGGCUUCAGUAAUGAGUUUGUCAUGGGAAGUAAGCUGGACACGUUCUGCGGCUCUCCUCCCUACGCCGCCCCAGAGCUGUUCCAGGGGAAGAAGUACGACGGGCCCGAGGUGGACGUCUGGAGCCUGGGGGUCAUCCUGUACACGCUGGUGUCAGGGUCGCUGCCCUUCGACGGUCAGAACCUCAAGGAGCUGAGAGAGCGUGUUUUAAGGGGUAAAUACCGUAUCCCUUUCUACAUGUCCACCGACUGUGAAAACCUCCUCAAGCGUUUCCUGGUGCUCAACCCAGCCAAGCGCGGUACACUUGAGGUGAGGGAGGAAGGCCAAAAUCAAAUCAUGAAGGACCGGUGGAUAAACGCCGGCUGUGAAGAGGAUGAGAUGAAGCCCUUCGUGGAACCAGAAACGGACAUCACGGACCAGAAGAGAAUAGACAUCAUGGUGGGGAUGGGCUACACUCGGGAGGAGGUGACUGAGUCUCUAACCAGGAUGAAGUACGAUGAGAUCACCGCCACCUACCUGCUACUGGGAAGGAAGUCCACAGAGUUGGAGGUCAGUGACUCCAGUUCUAGCAGUAAUCUGUCUCUGGCCAAGGCGCGGCCCGCCAGCGAGCACAACAACAACGGCCAGUCUCCGGCCCACCUCAAGGCCCAGCGGUCCAUCUCCGGCACCCAGAAACAGAGACGCUACAGCGACCAGGCCGGUCCGUCCAUUCCCUCGGUGGGCUACCCCAAGAGGAGCCAGACCACCUCGGAUGACAACGGCGACCACAAAGAGGACGGGGGUGCCCAGCCACGGAAGUCAGUUUCACCAGGCGGGCGUGGUGGCAGCGGUGCCCCUGCCAGUCCCCUAUUGGGUAACGCCAACAACCCUAACAAGGCCGACAUCCCCGACCGCAAGAAGGGCUCCACCACACCCAGCACUAACUCCACAUCAGGGGGCAUGAGAAGGAGGAACACGUAUGUGUGUAGUGAGAGGAACGCCUCGGACCGCCACUCUGUCAUCCAGAACGGAAAAGAAAACAGCAUGAGUGAAAUGUCGGCAGCCUGUGCAACUAGCCCCUCUGCCUACGCCAAGGCCCUCACCGUCUCCUCAGCCUCGGUCCGCCUGCGCCACCAGAAGGCCGCGUCCCUGUCGGCUUCGGGCCACACCUGCCGCCAAACGCUGCCACCUACCGAUGGCGACUUCUUCAGGCCUAACACGUCGACGACGUCUGGCCAGCGGAACCCCGGUGGCUCCUCCACCCACAGCAUCAGCAGCGGCGCCACGCCCCCCGACAGGCUGCGUUUCCCCCGCGGCACAGCCAGCCGCAGCACCUUCCACGGCGGCCAGCUGCGCGAGCGUCGCACGGCCACCUACAACGGCCCGCCGGCCUCACCCACACUGUCGCAUGACGCCACGCCCCUCUCGCAGUCCCGCAGCCGAGGCACCACCAACCUCUUCACCAAGCUCACCUCCAAACUCACGCGCAGAAACAAGUCAUUCAGGUUUACCAAAAGAGGCCCGGCAGAGUUUGAGAGAAACGGGAGGUUGGAGAGCUCAAGUCGCAACAUGUCAGGUGAUCAGAAGGAGGACCAGCAGCAGCUCCAGCAGCAUCCUCAGCCCCCUCACGGCCAACACCCCAAGGACACCAAGCCGCGCUCCCUCCGCUUCACCUGGAGCAUGAAGACUACAUCGUCCAUGGAGCCUCACGACAUGAUGCGCGAGAUCCGCAAGGUGCUGGACGCCAACAACUGCGACUACGAGCAGCGCGAGCGUUUCCUGCUGCUGUGCGUGCACGGAGACGGCCACGCUGAGAGCCUGGUCCAGUGGGAGAUGGAGGUGUGCAAGCUACCGCGCCUCUCACUCAACGGUGUGCGCUUCAAGCGGAUCUCGGGCACGUCCAUCGCCUUCAAGAACAUAGCGUCCAAAAUUGCCAACGAACUCAAAUUGUAGGUCCUCCUAGGGAUAUGAGGGGGGGGGGGGAGUGUUUACCACGCAGGUAAAAUAUUGCGGUUCAAAACUGACUAAAGCAACGUAACGUGGGGAAAGAAAGCAUUUUGAAAUGGACUUGAGUCAAGUCGAAUCUGAACGAGCUGUACAGUCGUUAUAAAAAAUUAAAAAACAUAAGUAGCAGAUCUACGGAUUUCCUCCGAGACACUUACAAAGUAUGUAUUGAAAACGAUGUAUAGCUUUAGGCAAUAAUUUCCUGUGUCUUUGGAGCAUUAUCCUUAUUAUUAUUAUUAUUAUUAUUAUUAUUAUUAUUGAUGAUGUAACAGGUGGUCUUGAGCUGUCGCGAACGUUGGUCUGAAAUUGACAUGUUCUUUGGGUCUUGUUUUAUUGAUGAAUGCACUUUUGCAUUGUCUCCUUUGUGGCUCUGGAAAAUACCUCUCAAAUGGGAGUUUAAACUCAUACAAGGGAGGGAGAGAAGUGGAGGAGGAACACAAAAACUGACCCCCUCCCGCUGUUACAAGUACCCAGAAUUCCUCUUGCAAGGAGAAUAUGGCUGCCAGAUAUGACUGGUUGGAAUAGUUAGGCUUGCUAAUAGGGCUGCCAGAUAUGACUGGUUGGAUAGCCUAGCUAAUUGCACAACAAGUGACUGUAUUAUUGUUAGCACUGUCAAACUGAUUUUGACAGUCAAUUGCGCUCUCUCCCAUUUACUUAACCAACCUCUACACAUACACACAGACUUUCAUUCUAUGAUUUGAAGCCGUUGAUCAUCAGUGUUCAUCUGUGUGGUUACAGUAUAAAUGCAAUGUAUGGACUCAGCUGGUCAAGCCCCUGCUGUAUGGGGUCACCCACCACAGAGAGCAGGGGCUGGAGGAGGCCGGCGCCGCGACAACGCACUUUGGCAGACCCCUGCUUCAAAACAGGGGAAUGUUGCCAAGUAUCAUGGGACUUUGAUUCAUUUGCUACAAAAAAAAAGUAUUCACAGAAAUAGGGAAGAUUUUCCUUCCUGGCGUAUAUGAAUAUUUAGUGGUUUUUCCUUUGAUGUUGUUCCAUUUUAUUUUAUUUUUUUACGGUUAUCUUCUCAGAUGUUACUGAAAUGCCCCCCGCUAUCUGGUCCCGCCCACCCGGGCCCACGGGCUGAGUCAGAUGCGGUCGGCCAUUCCUGGGACACAAAAGUUCAAAGUUCAACCAUGGCUGUUUUCAGGCCUCCAGUAUUCACUCCCAUCCUCAUAUAAACAUUGGCACUAUUUGAAAUUUUUUCUGGAAUGUAAAUAAUGUACCUCAGUUUGGCAACAGCUGUAUAAUGAUAUACUUCCCCUUUUCUGUAAUGAGACGGGAGCUGUGGAAUUAACGUUAACUCAUUCGUCCCUGGGUAAGGUUAACCAGUGUCUCCAUUAAAACACCUUAAAAAUGA